GCCCGGGACCGGCGGGGCGGUGAGGGUGGCCGUGGGCUGUUCUCCCCUGCGGGGCGGGACGGCGCUCGGGGUCCCCUCUGCUGUACCGAGAUCUCCCUCCCCUGCCCCCCCCCCCGUGCCUUCGCUUCCCGCCGCGGCAGCCCCGCUUGCAGCUUCCCCGAGGAGCCGCCCCCGUUCCGCCGGGUCCUGAGGGGCCUCCCCCGGCCCCGCCCCACGGGGCGCUCCGCGGCUUCUCCCCUCAGGCGUGGGCGGAGGCGGCGCGCGGGCGAAGCCCCCGGCCUCCCCCAUGGUGGGGUUCGGGGCCAACAGGAGGGGCGGCCGACUCCCGUCCUUCGUCUUCGUGGCGCUGCUGGUGCUGCUCGCCAUCCUCGCCUUCAACUACUGGGGCGCCGCGUCCCGCCAGGCCCUGCUGCAGGAGGAGCUGGCCGGGCUGCAGGGCCAGGCCAAGCGCGGCGAGCUGGCCCGCGGGCGGCUGGAGAAGAGGAACUCGGACCUCAUGGGCCGGGUGGACUCCCAGCAGAAGCAGCUGGAGCAGAAGGAGGCGGACUACAGACAGCUGAGCAGCCAGCUGCAAGCCAAGGACAGCCAGGCCGCCAAGUGCGAGGACAGCAAGAUCAAACUACAGAAGAACAUAUCAUAUCAGAUGGCAGACAUAUAUCGUUUAAAAGAACAACUAGCAGAAUUACGCCAGGAGUUCAUUCGUCAAGAGGACCAGCUUCAUGAGUACAAGAAGAACAAUACUCGCCUUGUGAAGAGGCUGGAGUAUGAGAGUUUGCAGUGUGGACAACAAAUCAAAGACAUGAGAUUGCAACAUGAAGAAAAUAUAAAGAAGUUAGUGGACCAAGUUGUACAAGAACAAAAGGAUGCACAGAGAAUCCAGCCAAGACAAGACAUUGAAGGGGGUUUGAAUGAUGAUCAAGCAAUAGCCAAGACUGUUCAAGAGACAGAUGAGAAAAAUGUAGUAAAGAACGAAGAACCCUCAAGCAAUCACAUCGCUAAUGGCAAAGAGAAAAUCAAAUCAGGAGGUGAUGCAGGCAUGCCUGGAAUAGAAGAGAAUGAUCCUGCUAAAGCUGAAGAUACUCCUGCUGCUUUAAAGAAGCCUCUUAUUUCAACUUCUCAAAGUGAAGGUCAUCAACCCAAUAUGAAUCUUCCAACUAAACAGCCCCAUUUGCCAAAUAUGGUUCCAGAUUUAAAUGCUGACAAUGAAGGAAAUGUUAAUAUUGUGAAGCAGAUACCUCCAAAUCCUCCUCAGCUCUUGAUUCCUGAACAAAACUUGGAAAGUAAAAAAGAACACAAAGUUGAAACUGAACUUGGAAAACAAGCUCCAAAGGAUAGAGUUGGUGACUUCCAGAAGAUGAAGCAAAAUGACGACGAGAAAGAACUUCAAAUGGACCUUGGAGACUAUGGAAAGUCACGCUUCAAUGAUGUGCUUUAAAGCCAGAAUUAAUAUCUAAAAGAAUUUGCAACAGAAUUGAAGUGCUGCAAAACUGAACCAUUUUUGUUUCAGUAUUCUUAAGAUCAUAACAAAGAAACAGUAAUAGGUUACUUAAUCAAUUUACUUAAUAUUAGUUAAGUAAUGGAAGGAGACAUAAAAUGCUGUGUGUAUAUAUAUAUGUACAUAGUUGUACUAUUGCAAAUUGUAUUAUCAAAAUGACAUUUCUGUUCUGUUAUAGUGAGCCAAUUAAAUUUAAAGAUUGUACCUUACCUGUAAUCUUUGCAUUUAAAACAAACUAAUAUAUUGCCAAUUUAGGGUGAAUUGUUUCUGCAAAUUAGGAAAUCCUUGUAAACUGGAGAACUUGUACAGUUUGUAUCUUACAUAUGGAACAAAUAUACUGUGGAAACAAUUGGACAGCCGAAGGACUCCUUUUAAUACAGAAAUAUAUUAUCUGUAUGGAUGAAAAUACCCCUUUGUUUUCCAUAGGUGCUGUAUUUUGCAGGUAAGCUUUCAAUUGAGACAACUGAGUGAAAAUAUGUAAAAAUAUUUAUGGGUUGCACCUUCCUUAAUAAAUUAAGGACAGAGAUAGGUGACUGAAACAUUCUACAGCAGCUUUCCAGAAAUCGGAGCCAUUUAAUCGUAGCACACAAUGACCAAAGUUUAUAUCUAUAGUUGGAAAUCAGUGAUAUUAAAGUAAUAGGAACUUGAUCCAUGCUGGAAGAGGUAUGGCUAGCUGAUUUCACCAGUCAAACUAAAAACUGAAUCAGUAUUUUAAAACUUCCCGUAACAAAGCUGUAGGAAACGUACUUGCUAACACCUUUAAAGGUUACAACUGUUUCUUAAAUUAGAAGUAGUCUACAACAGUUCUGUAUAAAUAGUUCACAUAGAGAAAACUGAAGGAAAGUAUGUGCAGUCUGCAAUCACUAGAUAUAAUCAUAUGAACCCUCUAAUUUCAUGAACAACUCAAGUCUGUCAUUUUAAUUUAAAGUUUAAUACUCUGAUACAAAUCUCUUCAAACAUUUUACAUCUGCACUGUUGCUUUUCUAUUUUAGAAGAGUUUGUAAGGUAGAUACUUUUUGUAUUCUGGGUUUAAAUACUUUCUGAAUUCUACAGAAAUGGUUUUGUUUAUUUACAGUAAGUUCAAAUUUAAGGUUAUUAUCGCUACCUGCUUCUCAAAAAGGGCUACUGUGAAUAGAAUUUAUGGGGCCUAUGACAGGGGUGAUUGUACUUCGCUAUCUCUGUACUCAGGUUCAAAUUUAAAAUAGCAUCGUAUUACAUUUAAGAUUCAUUGUGGUGAUUAAGUGAAAAUUUUGAAUAAAUUUUAAAAGGUCAUCAGUUUUUUUGACUUCAGUAACAAGUCUUAAAUAUACAAUAAUUUCAUGAAAAUAAAUCUUUGAGAAAAUUCUGCUUAAGCAUCUGACUUUUUUUUUUUUAAAGACUUGAGCUUAUAUACUAAGCCAGGACUAUUCAUUACAUACUUAAAAAAAUGCAUGGUGUGAGAAUAUAUUUUCAACAUGAAAAUAAAAAGCAAAAAGCCGAACCUGCUCAGUGAGAUGCCAUAACAAUACCCCAAUACUAUACAGAUCUCAAAAUUUUAAAACUAGCAGUCUUCAGUAGAUACUGUACAUGUACACUGCAAGAUUUUACUUAAGAUACUUUCAAAAUGUAAUUUUUGUCCUGAAUGAGGUGUUCAAGGUUCAGUUACUGAAAGUUUAUUAGGUUCUAAUAAAUUAAGUUUUCACUCUCA
Gopherus evgoodei (Goodes thornscrub tortoise) is the source of this 3182-nucleotide messenger RNA. It is a transcript of the gene GOLM2, whose product is annotated as cancer susceptibility 4. The record is from RefSeq and is a predicted model, not a curated record. The coding region runs from base 287 to 1435 and encodes 382 amino acids. The transcript is spliced from 9 exons. NCBI's taxonomy places the organism in Eukaryota, Metazoa, Chordata, Testudines, Testudinidae.